AUGGACUCUUCGACGGGGGGAACAAAAAGGGUGAAUGGUGAAUACGAUAUUCUUUCUGAUGGCCCAAACGGCAUACCGCUAAAAUACGGAAAGGUCGGCGAGACCGUCUACCAUAAAUGGACGUGCGUAUCGGAAUUAACUGAUGUCUACUGUAUGCGUGUACACUCGUGUACCGUUUACGAUGGUCAAGGUGGACCUCCGGUUACCGUACUCGACGUUAAUGGAUGUUCCGUGGAUGGAGUAAUCCUGCAAAAUCUUGAUUACAUAGAUGAUUUGACGGCUGGGAAAUCGGCUCAGGUGUUCAAAUUUGCUGACAAAGCUGGUUUAUACUUCAAUUGCCAGAUUCAGCUGACCAUCAAAGACAAGCAGUUUGGAUGCAGCAAUGCGGUCGGUGUUCCCUGA
This is a messenger RNA of Haemonchus placei, 402 nucleotides long. The record is from the annotation of a GenBank genome assembly. Lineage: Eukaryota; Metazoa; Nematoda; Chromadorea; Rhabditida; Trichostrongylidae.